Molecule: messenger RNA, 1924 nt
Organism: Cataglyphis hispanica
Lineage: Eukaryota; Metazoa; Arthropoda; Insecta; Hymenoptera; Formicidae
Exons: 1
Coding region: 283-1452 (389 amino acids)
Biological process (GO): regulation of transcription by RNA polymerase II
Cellular component (GO): nucleus
Molecular function (GO): protein binding
Source: RefSeq, a predicted model, not a curated record
AAAAAAUAUAUAUAUAUAUAUAUAUAUAUAUAUAUAUAUAUAUAUAUAUAGAUCUAACGCGAUUUAUAAAUAGAUAUUUUUCAAAUACAUACAUAUAUAUACACAUUGGAUUGGAGGUGCGUAUGCGCAUUCCGCUCGCGAAGAGAUAGGAGACAGCUUAUGCUUGAGUAGAACAACAGCGGCACGUGUGUGUCAUGGCGAACGUUGUCAGGAACGCCGCAAAUUGAACGUCUCGCAUCGCUUAGUCGUAAAACCAACGUAGAUUGACUUGAAAGCGCCACUAUGAAGGAAGAUUCCGUGUUAAGUUUCAAAUGGCAGAGCUUCCCAUCACAUUUGGUAGUCUCGCUCGAUACCUGUUAUGAAAAACAGCAAUUCGUCGAUCUCUCACUGGUGUGCAAAGACAAUACAAUCCUGAAAUGUCACAAGAUGGUACUGGCCAAUGCAAGCUCGUUCUUCCGCCGAUUAAUUAUGGCCAACGAUCAUCCGCAUCCGAUGAUCGUCCUGCAUGACGUCGAGGCCGAUGAUCUCAAAACUCUCGUGAACUUUAUGUACUGCGGCGAGAUACAGGUAGUUCAGAGUGAGGUUAGAAGAUUGCUCAAGCUCGCCGAGACUCUAGAAGUCACCGGAUUGCGGCAUAUCCCAUUGUCAGUACUGUCCGGAGAAGGAACCAAUAACACCGCGAAGGAACAAUGUGAUACGUCGAAAAAAACCGCUACAGUAUCGCGAUUAAAGAUAGAAGAAGCUAGAAGCUCAUCCAGCAAAGGUAUGAGUUCUGAACACGAAAUAAACACAAAAGCGCAGAGCAAAGUACCCAUGCAGCCAAAGCUUAUUCCGAAGAUAAAUCCUCAGAAGACACCGAUUAAAGUUCCUCAUGAUACGACGAAGAAAAAAGAAGAGAUUAAUAUAAAUGAGCUAUGUCAACGACUGGAAAAUAGCAAUUCUGGUAUCAGUAUUGUAGAUAUUAAUGAUAUGCCAAGUACAAGCAAGGGAUUGCCGAAUAUAUCGAAUAUAUUACACAAGAAAAAAGAACCCUCAGAUCCUGUGAUCAGUUGGCCACGUGUAUUAUCCACGAUAUCAAAUGAUAAACCACUACCAUUUAAAAAAUUACGUUGCAUCAUGGACGAAAUAGAGAUUACACCAUCGGGAAAAUCUUCUAUUCCUAUACUAGACAAUAAACAAAAUGAGCCGUUAGACAGAAGGAAAGUUAAGAAGAGUUCCAAUGAAGAUCACAGUAUGAACACAAUUUAUAUAAAAGACGAAAUUGACAUAUCUUCGGACUUGGAAGAAGACGUCGACAUGGAUCCUCUUGAGGUUGACGACAAUGACAAUGAAAAUUCAGAAAGUAGUAAAACGUCUACGCAACAGUUCUUUCCAGAGAUAUUAUUCCAUUCAUUAAACAAAAAUGCUUGUUCUCAUACAGAAUUCUCUACUAGAAAAGAUUCAAACAGUUAAUGUAAAAUUUUAUAAAUUGGAAAAAAAUUAUGCACAAAUCUCAUUUUUAUUAUAUAUUUUGCCAUGUAAUAUACUUUGAUUUUUAUACCUGCAUGACAUGCUGAUUUUCUAUAACUGCUGUCAUUUUUUUGAAUGUUUUAUUGCAUAAUCAUAAUGUUUUUAUAAUAAAGCUAUACAAAGUGAAACUUGUUUUACAAUCUAAAUCCUGUUUGAAAAAUAUUCUGUAAAUAUUUUUAUGCAGUAAUUUGUUGAAUUGACACAUAUAUUAAGUUAAAAUUGAUUAUAUAUAAGAUAUUAUAGUAGAGUAACACUGCAAACCAUAGCAACAUUAUUAUGUUUCUAUGGAAACAAAUUACUUGAUAUUUCUUUCUCUAUAGUGCAUAAGCUGGAUUUCCUAAUUGUUUCUACAAUUUUUAUAUAAAAAGAAAUGGAUGUGAAUAUGAAGAGUGAAAUAAAUUGUGAUAAAAUAGAA